AAACCCGUUAGUCAGUUUCUGCAGCAGCAGCUGCCACGUGAGGGUCUCAGCUCCUUCUACCACAAGGAAAAUGUAUAUUUAAGCAUCUGUCACAUGUUCAAGAAGGCCGGAUUUGCUGUGUGGUGUCCAGGAAGGGUCAUGGCGAGUGACGGAAGUGUGUGAGAGAUAGUUCAGGGUAAUGCUUCUGGUGGACGCUAAAACAAGUGUUGAUGAGGCAGUAGUUAGUGAGCCAGAGAUCAUGUUACCUCACACGAAACAAACUUCAGUUAUAUUUGAUAGUUAAUCAAUUGUCUUCUCCAGGAGAUGCAAUUACUGAAAUGUCAAUGGGAUAUAUUUAAUUUCAAAUAUAUGAUGGCCGCAACACUCCUUGUUGAGUGACUGACAGGAGCUAAGGACAGUGAUAUGUUUUCAUUGAUCUUAGGAAACAAACUCGUGUCAUAGCGUAAUAUAAGAAAAAAAAGGACAUUUUCAGUGCAUAGGAAAAGUUGAGAAUCGAGUUUACGCAUUAAACACAAAAUUAAUAAUUUUUCCAAAGAGGUUCUACACACUGGUCAAAUAAAAUUCUUAGAACUAACGAGAAAACAAAUUAAUGUAUUAAAAAUAAACUAUUGCAAAACUAUUAAAAGUCAGUUAUAUUAAUUAGUGGCCAUAUUUUGAAUUCACUGAACUAUUGGUACAAAAUAGUUAUUUAACAGCCUUGCCAAACAUUCCAAUUAAAGCCAAAAUUUUAAAAUAAGUCUCCAAAUAUCACUAAAUAAUCAUGACAUCUAUUGAUGAGUUGGUGCGCGAAGCUGAGGAAACAAAGUUUGAAGUGAGUGUGGAGAGUGAGCUGGAAGGUCUCCUGCACUCCCUGGAUACUUUCCAGCAAGAGUUGACCUGGAAGCUGCAACACAUCCAAGACACACAAGAACACAGGACACCAGCUCGAGGCAGGGAAGGACAUGGAAUAUCUGGGGUUGAAAGGGAGUUAGAGAGAGCUGUAUUUCAAGGCUGUAGUGACCAGAGGCUAAAUAUUGGAGUUAAGAUGCAAGACAAAGAGGUUAGGAGGGUUAAAAAUGAGUCUCCAGGCGAGACAAUGAGUAGCAGGGACCAGAAUGAGGGAGGUCAAGAUGAGGGAAAUGAGGCUGGAGAUAAUUAUGUAGCAGGUGAUGACGGUGAUAGAGGUGAUGAUGGUGGUGGAGACGACGUAAGUGGUAAUGAUGAUGACGGUAGUGGUGAUGAGGAGAUGAAGGCUCAAAGAUCCCUGGCGGAGACGCUGCAGGAACUAACUUCACUCAACGUCCAGCUGGAAGACCACAACGUCACCAGCGGGUACCAAGAGCGCCGAGCCUCUCGUCCGAGGAUAGUGUCAUCCGUGGUGAAGGCUAGACCGUCCCUACACACCAUCUCAGUAAGUACUGAAGGCAGUAAUGACAGAUCUUCUCUGGAACUCCAUGAAGACCUUAACAGGUGGUCCCAGAUGGAAGGACCAGUGCAAGACCUCCAACCAGUGCCUACACCCAACAGGAUCAAGUUUGAUAUUAAAGCUCUCGAUCGGGCGCUGUCUAAUCUCCUCAGGAUGACCGGGGAGCCUAUGGACCCACAAAUGUGGGAAGGCUCCACCCACACACUGACAGACGUCCCUUCCACGCCUCCGCCCACACCUGCAAGUUACGUCCACGACAACGAAGAAUAUCUUCCCCCGCCCAGAAUCGUGAUGGGGCCACCCCCGCCCAAGCCACCCAGGGUAAAGAUUCCCAUCAAUGAGGCUUUAAAAGACCAAAGAACACAUCUCUCAAAAUCGAUGGGGAACCUCACGCAGGAGAUCUACUUCAGUGACCACGACAACAGCUCUCAAAACCACCAUUCGCCCCUCUCAGCUCGAGUUCUCGGUUCUGAAACUUCUUUGAACCACCACCCAACCCUCUCAGCUCACACCGCUACCUCGGGUGAUGGCGUGGAAGCAAGUGAAAGAAAGCAGAAUAUUUUCCUCUUCGCCUUCAGAGGGAAAGGGAUGAGGGAUCGCGUCCGUGAUUUCACGAAGAAGAAGAAGGCCAAACGAAUCAAGAGUGUGGACAUCAGCGAACCUCAGGACUUCAGACACCUAAUAGGGUCGGCACUGACAAAACAAGAUGCCGGGCAGGAGAAUGAGAACAAUUCACGAAAGAGAUUCGAAGAGAUUCUUGUCUGGAAAUCACCGGAAAUGAUGCCCGAACUUAAAGUCUUGAGCCCAACAGAAAUGACAGCAACAGACGAAACGGACUCAGGUUUAACUGCUGCAACAGGCGACCCGGACUCAACAGACGAGAUGUACUCAACAGAUAAUAGUGAUUCAACAGACGAUACAGCAACAGAGGACACUGACUCAACAGAAGGUGCGGCAACAUAUGAAACUGAUUUAAUAGAAGCUGCGGCAACAGACGACGCUGAUUCAACGGGAGCUACAGCAUCAGACGACGCUGAUUCAACCGAAGUUACGGCAUCAGACGACGCUGAUUCAACCGAAGCUACGGCAGCAGAAGACACUGACUUAACACAAGCUACGACCAUAGCCCACGCUGCCCUGACUAGAGCUACAACAGAAAUUACAGCAACGGACAACACUGGCUCAAUGAGCAACAAGGCAACAGACGACAGUGACGCAACAGAAGCUACGACAACAGACAACAGGACCGAGACCAAUACAUGACACAACAAAUGCAAUAAAAUAUUGCUAGGUACAAAAGAAAGCCACUAACAUGAGGUGUAUUAACAUACAGUAUCGAGAUACAACUGUAUACACGUGCUGUAGGAGUUAAUUAUAUCAGGAUUCACAGAUAUUACUUAUAAUUGACCCAAUUAAGGGUCUUUUUUCAACACUGAAAUCACUAGGCUGUGUUCAACACUGCAUCCAGUCAUUCCUUGGAAUUAUUCUACAACACACAAAUUUCAACAGAAAUUAUACAUUAUAAUAUAUAUGUAUGUAUGUAUAUACUGAUUGUGCAACCUUGAAGAAGGUAUACACUCCGUGUGGUGUAUAUACACCGAAAGAUGGGCACCUCUUGGUGUAUGUAAGAUGAGAAAUACACACCUCUUGGUAUGUAUACGCUGAGAGAAACAUCCUUCGGUUAGUAUACACAAAGUAUACUCCAGGUAUACUCCCUCAGUGCAUACACAUUGCAGUUGCAUAGUUGUAUUCAUACAAGUGCCCACAGGGUAUAUCCUGUUGCAACACACUGACCAGCUUCUCCAAUAUAUAUAUAUAUAUAUAUAACAA
This is a messenger RNA of Cherax quadricarinatus, 3235 nucleotides long. RefSeq lists its product as uncharacterized. NCBI's taxonomy places the organism in Eukaryota, Metazoa, Arthropoda, Malacostraca, Decapoda, Parastacidae. The record is from RefSeq and is a predicted model, not a curated record.